CAGCGGACGCGCUUUGCAGCUAAUCAAAUUAAAUACAACAUUUAUUAUUUUCAACAAAAUUUCGUCUAUCGCAAGCUUUGAGUAAACAAAAACGAAGAUGCAGCUGCAAUCGAGCUCUUUACUCUGGUACGGACUAUUGGCCGUAUGUGGACUGGGCGCCGAUGCAUAUCGUAUACUGUUUAUGGGGCCCUUUCCGGCGCCUAGUCACUGGAUGUGGCUGGAGCAUUUCCAGCGCGACCUGCUUCAACGUGGACAUCAGGUGACCAGUCUCAAUAAUCAUCCCACAAAGACGCCGCAUGAGAAUCUGACUGAGAUAAUACUCAAUCCCAUCUUCGACAUACCCAAGCACUUUCCCAAGAAGAACAUCUUCAGCAUGCGCUUCGCCAGCGAUUUUCAGAAUCUGCAAUUGUGGUGGCAAAUUGGGCAGAUGACCACGGAGCAUGCGCUGCAGGAUGCGCAGGUGAGGCGACUGAUCGAUAGCCAAGACGAGCACUACGAUGUGGUCAUAUUGGAGCAGUUCUUUCACGAGGCAUUCCUCAUGUUUGGCCACAAGUUCAAGUGUCCGGUGAUCACCAUUGGCACCAUGGGCUACGCGGACAAUAUGGACCAUGCCAUGGGCAUACUGACGCCCUGGUCGGUCAUACCCCACCUGCUGCUGCCGCAUACGGAUCAGAUGACAUUCGUGCAACGUGCCUACAACACGUACUUGUCCCUGUACGAUGCAGUCAUGAGGCGUUGGUACUACUUGCCACGCAUGCAGCAGCUGGUGGAAAAGUAUUUUGGAGCAGCCAUCAAAGGUGAACUGCCCCAUGUGCAUGACUUGGAGCGCAACAUCUCGCUGAUGCUCAUCAACAGCCAUCGCAGCAUCGAUCUGCCACGCCCCAGCAUGCCGGGUCUUGUCAAUGUGGGCGGCGCGCAUAUAAAGCCCGCCAAGAAGCUGCCAACCGAAAUGCAAAGCUUUAUGGACAAUGCCACACAUGGCGUGGUCUACUUCAGUCUGGGCUCGUAUAUGAAAAGCACGGAUAUGCCGCCGGAGAAGACGGCCCAGUUGCUGCAGGCCUUUGGCAAGCUCAAGCAGCAGGUGCUGUGGAAAUAUGAGAACGCCUCGAUUGGCCAGUUGCCUGAGAAUGUGAUGAUACGCAAGUGGAUGCCACAGAAUGAUAUUUUGGCCCAUCCGAAUGUCAAGGUUUUCAUCACACACGGUGGCAUCUUUGGCACCCAGGAGGGUAUCUAUUGGGGCGUGCCCAUGCUGUGCAUUCCACUGUAUGGGGAUCAGCACAGGAAUACCAUAAAAUCCGUGCGUGAGGGCUAUGCCCGUAGCCUGGUCUUCUCCCAGUUGACAGUCGACGACCUGGUGCAUAAUAUUGAGGCUCUGAUCUAUGAGCCGCAGUACAAGCGCAGCGCCUUGGAGGUCUCACAGCGUUUCCGUGAUAAUCCAAUACAUCCGCUGGAGGAGGCCAGCUACUGGAUUGAGUACAUCAUUCGGCAUCGUGGCGCGCGUCAUUUGAAAUCACAGGGUGCCUUCAUGCCGCUCUAUCAGUAUCUGCUGCUCGAUGUGAUUGGCUCUGUGCUGAUCGCCCUGUGGCUAACCAUCUGGCUGCCCUGGCGCCUGCUCCGCAAGCUGAACAAAUGGUGGGCAGCGUCAGCAGCGACUGCCCAGGCGCAGCAGAUCAAAAAAGGUUUGUGAGUAGUUAAAUGUUGUAGUUAAAUCUGUGUGUGUUACAGUCACAAGCAAUAAAUGGUGAUA
Molecule: messenger RNA, 1747 nt
Organism: Drosophila novamexicana
Lineage: Eukaryota; Metazoa; Arthropoda; Insecta; Diptera; Drosophilidae
Gene: Ugt301D1
Product: UDP-glucuronosyltransferase 2B4
Exons: 4
Coding region: 98-1687 (529 amino acids)
Molecular function (GO): UDP-glycosyltransferase activity
Source: RefSeq, a predicted model, not a curated record